This is a messenger RNA of Penaeus vannamei (Pacific white shrimp), 534 nucleotides long. Lineage: Eukaryota; Metazoa; Arthropoda; Malacostraca; Decapoda; Penaeidae. The record is from RefSeq and is a predicted model, not a curated record.
AUGUACCAAACACUCCAUCCCCGUACCAACACCAUCCUCCCCAUCAACCAACACCAAUCCACCCAUAACCAACACCAUCCCCCAUACCAACACCAUCCAUACCACACACCAUCCCCAUCACCAUACCCAUACCAAACACCAUCCACACCAUCCCCAACACAUCCCAUACCAACACCAUUCCCCCAUACCAACACCAUCACCCAUACCAACACCAUCCCCCAUACCAACACCAUCAUCCAUACCAACACCAUCCUCUAUACCAACACCAUCCGCCAUACCAACACCAUCCGCCAUACCAACACCAUCCCCAUACCAACACCAAUCCAUACCAAACACCAUUCCCAUACCAACCACCAUCCGCAUACCAACACCAUCCGCCAUUCCUCAACACCCCCCAUACCAACACCAUCAUCCAUACCAACACAUUCCCCAUACCAACACCCAUUCCCCCAUACCAACACCUAUCCGCCACCAAACACACUUGCCAUACAGUUCACUUGCAUCCUUAGCUUCCCCUCGCACCCAUUACAUUAA